AGUAGAAGAAGAUGUGUUGCAACCAAAGAUUUUCCUCAUGGUAGAGGAUAUCGGUUCAAUUCUUCUAUCUCAUUUGUCAAAUGACAUGACUUCUCUUUUAUAUGAUUUUUCUGGUGGCAACUCGGUAUUUGAAGAUGGUAAUCGCUAUUGCAUGUUCUCUAUAUAAGAACAAAGCCUCCUUGCCUGUUGAAGAGAGAGAGAGAGAGGGAGAUGAUGAUGGCGGACAAGGAAGAGAGCAAGAGCUGUAGAAUACUAGUGAUUGGAGCAACUGGGUAUGUGGGUAAAUACAUGGUUAAGGCUAGUAUUUGCUUGGGUUAUCCAACCUUUGUGUACGUUCGGCCAUUAUCAUCCACUUCAAGCUCCUCCAAGCAAGAGGCGCAUGGAGGGUUUCAAUCCAUGGGAGUUACCAUCUUUCAGGGAGAAUUAGAUGAGCAUGAGAAGCUUGUAUCCAGUUUUCAACAAGUAGAUGUUGUGAUCUCUACACUUCCAGUUCCUCAACACCUUGACCAACUCAAAAUCAUCAAAGCCAUGAAAGAAGCUGGUAACAUCAAGAGAUUUCUUCCCUCAGAAUUUGGCCAUGAAGUGGACAGGGGAACAGCACUUCCACCAUUCCAAAGGCUCUUAGAUGACAAGAAGAAGAUAAGAAGAGCCACAGAAGAAGCUGGGAUUUCCUACACUUAUGUGGCGGCAAACACACUUGCAGCAUAUUUCAUAGAUUUAUUACUCCAUCCUCAUGAUCAACUCCGAGAGGAAGUUAUAGUCUAUGGCAAUGGUGAAGCUAAGGUGGUACUAAAUUUCGAGGAAGAUGUAUGUAUCUACACAAUCAAAGCCUCAGUUGACCCAAGAACAGUAAAUAAAGUCAUCAUCCUUAGGCCACCAGGAAAUAUCAUAUCUCAGUUGGAUUUGAUUGCCCUGUGGGAGAAUAAGUCGCAAAGGAAACUGAAGAAGGUUCAGAUCCCAGAGGAAGAAAUUGUCAAGCACUCUGAGGUUCUACCCCAUCCAGACAACAUACGCAUAUCCAUUGUUCACAACAUCUUCAUAAAGGGUGAGCAGGUGAGAUUUGAAUUGGGGGAGGAUGAUUUGGAGGCUUCUCACUUAUACCCAGAUCAUCAGUACAUGUCAGUUGAUCGUCUUCUUGAUGUGUGUGUGGUUGAUGCCCCUAUUCCCAAGCUCACUGUAUUCUGAAUAUCUGAUGGAUCACCACACUAUCAUGGGCGAAUUUUCAAUAUUCCAUAGUAAAACAUAUAGCUCUGAUGUUAAUACCAUGUGGGAAACAACUAGUACAAGACACUACUUGAUAGCAGAUCCCCUGAUUCUACUUCAGAUUUCUACUGAAUUGAAUCAGAAUAAGCAAUAUGUAAUCAGUGUAACAUCAUUAAUUUCUAAUCAGACACAAAUAUGGAAUUUCUUGUGUG
This is a messenger RNA of Macadamia integrifolia, 1415 nucleotides long. Its product is annotated as isoeugenol synthase 1-like. The record is from RefSeq and is a predicted model, not a curated record. The coding region runs from base 211 to 1185 and encodes 324 amino acids. Gene Ontology annotation, molecular function: oxidoreductase activity. NCBI's taxonomy places the organism in Eukaryota, Viridiplantae, Streptophyta, Magnoliopsida, Proteales, Proteaceae. The transcript has 5 exons.